Molecule: messenger RNA, 1668 nt
Organism: Penicillium samsonianum
Lineage: Eukaryota; Fungi; Ascomycota; Eurotiomycetes; Eurotiales; Aspergillaceae
Product: Zn(II)2Cys6 transcription factor
Exons: 2
Coding region: 1-1668 (555 amino acids)
Biological process (GO): regulation of DNA-templated transcription
Molecular function (GO): zinc ion binding; DNA-binding transcription factor activity, RNA polymerase II-specific
Source: RefSeq, a predicted model, not a curated record
AUGAGCCGCCGUAUAGGGGUUGUCAAAUCUCGAUCUGGGUGCAAAACCUGCAAAAUCCGACGAGUCAAAUGUGGUGAGGAAAAGCCGAAUUGCCUACGCUGCUCUAGCACAGGACGGAAAUGUGAAUAUGAGGGCAGAGGGACUUCUCCCUGGGCUCCCUCCACACCCUGCUACGCACUGUUGUCUCAAAACGCAGGACGACGAGAACGUCGUGCGUUUGAAUAUUACUUCCAGCAUGUGUCCCAAAAUCUCGCAGGUGGAAUGAAUGUAGAUUUCUGGACGGGGGUUGUUCCGCAGAUCUGCCGCAGCGAGCCCGCUGUGUGGGAUGCAAUGAUUGCAAUUAGCGCAUUGUAUGAAAAUCCGAAGCAGUGCAUGGACUUUCAUUUUUUGAAGGAUCGCCGAAAUAAAGCACAUUUGCUUGAUCAUGCCCAGCAGGAUGCAUUGACAUGGUAUUCGCGAUCAAUCUCUAGCGUUUCUUCGCAGAUCCAGCGAGGCAGCGCAGAUCCGUACAUUGCACUCAUCAGUUGCGCACUAUUUAUCUGCGUGGAGACAAUCCAAGGGCAUAUGGAACAGGCCUUGGAGCUCUACCGACAGGGUAUCACUUUGAUACUUGACCUCCGUGCCCAAAUCGGCCAUGAGGGAGUAUCUAGCAGUAAGGCUGUUCUGUUGGAACGCAGCAUUGCUCCCUUAUUCCUACGACUGGGCACAGGUUCUCUGACCAUUUCAGGGACCGAGUUUCCUAUUGGACUUUUUGCCUUUGUAGAAACAGACAUAAGCGCUGGCUUCGCAUCUGUCAAUUCCGCAAGAACCAUUAUGUCCGCCCUAGCCGCGGAAAUUGUCCUCUUUGAGCGCGAGGCGAACCUACACCUCAGGGAAGUUGGUGCAGAUUCCGCUGUAAGCCCGGAAAUGGUCGCGAAAAAAGAAGCGCUCCGAGCCCGUCUCACUGAAUGGCAUCAGGCAUACACCAAUAUUUGCCGAAGCCACAGCUCCGUACGCACUGUCCCCAUAUACCCAGAGCCUAUCCUGCUCACGUAUCAUGCUGCUGCCUUGAUUUGUUUGACGGGAUGCUUAAGGCAACAGGAAACAGUUUUCGAUGUCCAUUUUGCAGACUUUGUUACUAUUGUCGAGCAAUCUAGGUUGAUUCUCGAUGUCUCAGCGGGUCCAAAUGGUGCCCAGCCACCAUUCACCUUUGAAAUGAGUGUGGGUGUACCUCUCGCCAUGACUGUGUUGAGAUGUCGUGACCCAAACUUGCGGCGAAGGGCUUUAGAUCUAUUGCAACUAGCACCUCCGAUACAAGGAUUUUUCAAAUGCGCCCCCGUGGCUCUUUUGUCAGAGGUAUUGAUGAAGCUGGAAGAGGGCUAUAGCCUUGCCCAGGGGGAAGAGAAGACAGUAGCACUUUCUCACAAAGUUCUCCACAACAAUCCCACAACAACGAAUGAGGCAACCGGGUCACAAGCAGCAUUAAUUUCUGAAGAGGCUCGUAUACAUGACUAUAGUAUCUUCAGACGGAAUGAGUGGCAACCUCUGUGGAUCACCGAGGAAGAUCUUGCACCGUUUCCACGUGAUCCGAAUCAACUAUAUCUGGGAUUUUCAAGAAAUCAAUACGACAAGGAAAGCAGCACUUGGCGGCCAGUUUUUCAAUGCAUACCGUUAGAGGUCAGCUUUUGA